ACUGAUUAUCAGACACAACAGAACCGGUCUUUAGCUGUAGUGCAGCGCUGAUUACGCAGACGGGACUCUCUCUCCUCAUCGACCUCGUUCCCUCUCAUAGUGUGCGGAGGAAAGAGAGAGAGUGAAAAGGCGCCUCUUCAUCUCUGAUUAUUCAGACUGAACGGAGGCACGAGCGAUACCCCCUCCUCCUCUCUUUCUCUGCGCCGGAACCCGGGUGACGGGAGCGCCCGUGUCACAGUGACAGCUCCACCAGCGAAAGAGACGAGACAGAUUAUCUGGGGAACGGACUCUGUAGCUUUGUUGAACACUAGGUGCUACAAAAGCAAAACACCAAAAACUCACGGGCUCUUUCUUCAGAGAACGGACACAGCUUCUGCUGCGCCUGUGUCUGUCUGUGUCUGCAUGCACUAAAGAGAACUAUCAACUCGGGUGACUGGAUUUACAGUUAUACAUCCACGAACUAAACCGUCUGGAAUCUAUCAGGAAAAUAACGUUUUUUUUUUCUUCAAGAGAGACUCCAAGGGCACAAGGCACCUGUCAACAGCAUCUAACUCUGCUCGGUAAAUCUGCUCGAGCCAUUCUCAGUGCCAUCAGAUACCGCCACACUAAACACCCUCGCCUCUCCCCAGAACUGAAAGGAGAGAAAGGAGAGAGGGAUAGUCGAGAGAGGGGAAAGGUAAGAAGGAAAGAGAGAAAGAAAUAUUAAUUAUUCUGUACCAGGAGCUAGAUUUAUAAUUUUACUAGAACAUUGGCAUGGCAACCACGGGCAUCAACAGGCUACACAUCCUACCGCCCUGACUAUUUAACCGACCCUCAGUGCGUUACUCAUGCUUCCUUCCAUAAGCAGCCUGAAUAAUUAAUUUAAUAAUAAAGAAGAAACACUUUUUAUUGAAGUUCCAUUUUCCCUGAGGAGUAGCUGAAUAUCCUCCCCUCGACCUAGGUCAGACUCGGACUGAGAGGAGGGACACUUGACUCUCUGCUUCACCUGGUGAAGAGUCCGGUAAACCGGACCGACCGACGUUCGCACACACUCAAGACCCCUGCGCAUGGGGGAUUGCGGCCCCACGAGGUCGGAUGUCGUGCAGUACGUGCUAUUACCUGGUCAUCAGCUCCACACACCUGAGCAACGGCCACUUCCGGCGUGUAAAGGGUGUCUUCAGGGGACCGCUCUGUCGCACGGCCUCCAGCCAAUCACCGGAUCAUGGUGAGAGUGCAGCAGGUACAGUGGAGGAUGAUGGGAAGUCGAGUUUCUUCUGUCAGCUGUGUGAGAAACAGUACCUGAGACACCAGGAGUAUGACAACCACAUCAACUCCUACGACCACGCACACAGACAGAGACUGAAGGAGUUGAAGCAGAGGGAGUUUGCUCGGAACGUUGCGUCUAAGUCGUGGAAGGACGACCGCAAGCAGGAGAGAGCUCUGAGACGCCUGCACCAACUAGCACUGCUACGACAACAGACACACAGGGUACGAGGCCAGGUUGUUAGGUUCCCAGGGACAGUGAGAGCUGAGAUCCAGCAUUCAGAGAGACACUGUGGAGAGAGAGACUACAAACCAGGGGACCACUAUGUCCCCUUGACCCAAACAGGGUUAAUCCAAACCACAGGGAACUCCCAGCGACCCGCUGUUACCCUACCUCUAACCCAGCCCCAGACCAUCCCGCUCAGCCUCCAGGGAAAGGACUCCCCCCAUCUCCAAACCAAGCCUCUCUCUCCCUCCCAGCCCCAGCAGCCAGAGGAUCCUACCCACAUACCCACCUUCCCUGGAGGGCCCUUCCAAGCAUCCCCACCCCUAGCCUUGCAUUCCAGAUGUGGAUCUUCUCUGGAGAAUCCCCAGCCUCGCCUGAACAGCUCUCCCCAGGACCCUGACUUUCCUUGGGGCAGAGACAGAGGAAGGGUGGGGGUCUCCUUCUGUUUCUCCAGGAGGGGCCCGAGGCUAGAGCCAUCUGCCUCUGUCUUCUCAGACCAUCAAGAGGAGGAGGGGAGAGGAGGAGGAGGAGAGCAGAUGAAGGAGAAGGGAAGGGGAAGAGAUGAACUAUGGCUGCGUCACCCAGACAACCUGUUAAUAGGGCAACCAACCAACAGCCUUCACCCCGGAAACAAGACAGAACCCUCAGGCGGGGAAGAGGGGGGGGGGAGAAGAGAGAAGAGAGGAGGGGAGGAGAGAGACAGGUUCUCUGCUAGCCAUGACCCAGGCUGUCCUACCCACAACGGCAGACUGAGAGAAACAGACCAGAGCUCUGAACACGGGACAGCAGAUAAGAGGGAAGAGGGGGAAGAGAGGGAGGAGAGGAACAGGGGUACAGAGCACAGACAACAGGGCCAUGAGGUGAAUCAGACUCCUAUGUCUGACUCCUAUCUCCAUGUGGUUGCCAGAGACGGAUCCACCCGUCUGAGAUGGCCAGUAGAACUGCUGCAGUUUACCACAGCCAAACCACACCUCUCCUACAGCUGUAAGCCCACACACUGGCAACCCCACACCAACCCACUACACUGUAACUCUGAACACAACCACAACCACUGUCAAACCAAGUCACACUGUAACCACUCAGCAAGCCAGCAGGAGACAGAGACACACACAGAAGAGUCCAACCCCCUCAUGUUCCCUAGCUCCCAGCCUCCUCCUCAGGACACAGAAAAUGUAGAAUCCAAUACAGAUCUAUAUACAGAGACAGGCGGGACAGAUGAGGGAGCCACACACUCAUCAUCCUGUCACGUUGUAGAGAAGACAGAAGCACAUGGAGUGACAGCAGCCUUCCAGGCAGAAGCAACAGUGCCAGAGAGUGGAGGUGAAUCUGGGUUCAGAUUGCACCACCCCCUCUUCGGGAAUGGUGACCCCCUUCGCGGUGACAACACUCACACAAACCCCCACAAUCCCCAAAGAGGCAGAUUAGGAGGACAUGUGAUACAGGAGAGAGAUCGAGCCGUCAGAACCCCCAGGCCUAAAUUAGAGGCUGUCAUCCAGCCUUGCGCUGCCGUUUGUGUGUGUGCAAGUGAGGUUAGAUGUGUGUGUACGCACACUGCCAGCUCACGCACACACUUCGUGGGCGGUUCAGUAAGCACUCCGACAGAUGUGUCAUGCCAAAAUGUAAACGACAGCACAAAGAAGAAGAGGAGGAGAGGGGAAAGGUAUAAUGGGACUUCAAAUGAGGGUGAGGGAGAGCGGCAGCGUCUUAGGAGCGUCAUAACCUCUGUUUCCACCUGGUGGGGCGGAAAGAGGAGAUGUGACAGAGACAGAGGGGGAGAAGGAGACAGGGAAAUAGAGCGGGAGGGCGAGACGGGCGGAAAGAGGAGAUGUGACGGAGACAGAGGGGGAGAAGGAGACAGGGAAAUAGAGCGGGAGGGAGAGACGGGCGGAAAG
This is a messenger RNA of Salvelinus fontinalis (brook trout), 3360 nucleotides long. RefSeq names its product G patch domain-containing protein 8-like. The record is from RefSeq and is a predicted model, not a curated record. NCBI's taxonomy places the organism in Eukaryota, Metazoa, Chordata, Actinopteri, Salmoniformes, Salmonidae. The annotation marks the transcript as partial. Gene Ontology annotation, cellular component: nucleus. The transcript has 4 exons.